Messenger RNA from Penicillium canariense, 969 nucleotides. RefSeq lists its product as uncharacterized. NCBI's taxonomy places the organism in Eukaryota, Fungi, Ascomycota, Eurotiomycetes, Eurotiales, Aspergillaceae. Bases 1 to 969 code for a protein of 322 amino acids. The transcript has 3 exons. The record is from RefSeq and is a predicted model, not a curated record.
AUGCUGUUCAACAGGUUGACCAUUGCCCUGAUCGCUGGCCUGGCCGCUGUUGGCGAGGCCGAGCACCACGCUCGUCGUGUCCACCGCGUCCGCAGCAUCCUCCCCAGCGGCUCUCCCCCUCCACUGCCCACCAUCACUCGCACCAUCCGGCCGACCCCCGUCGUGCCCUCGAGCUCUGCUACUCCUUCGUCCUCGAGCGCGGUGCCCUCGGGCGCUGCCCCUUCGGGUAUUCCCUCCUUCUCGCACCCGCCGCCCCUCGGCACGGGUGUUCCCAGCCAUGGUGCUGGUGAGGACGCUGGUUCCAGCGCUACCGGGGACCUGACCCUGACCUACACUGUGGGCACCGGCACCUCCACCAGCGUUGUCACUACCACCAUUCACCGCACCGCUACUGACGUGCACACCGUGAUUGCUACGGAGGCCCCGGAGGCCAACAACCACAACCAGGCUGGCAGUGAUGAGCAGACCACUACCCUGCACUCGACCACUACUGAGACCAUCACUCUCGUGGAGGUUCCCACUAGCACUGUUGCCGCCGGCAAUGGUGCUGGCUCCUGCAACCAGGUUACCGUGACUGUGACUGAGACCGUGACUGCUAGCGCUGUCACCGCGACCUCUGCCCCCGGUCAGAGCUACCAGCAGGGCAGCGAUGGCCAGGGUGAGGACAACAACGGUGCCACUGAGGGCAGCGGCGCGGGCUCCGAGCCCACCAUCACGGAGACUGUGGUCCCCACCCCUAGCGCGACCCUGAUCUCUGGUCGUCCUCCUUUCGGCAACGGUAGCCUCCCGAUCCCUCACUCGAGCAGCGCCGCUCCCUCGGGCUUCGCCACUAGCUCGCUGCCCAUCUCACCCUCGGGCUCCGCCUCCAUCCUACCUUUCCCUGGUCCCAGCGGACAGCCCAGCGGGCGUCCGAGCGCCCCCAGCAGCGGUCCCUUCCCUCACAACUUUCGCCGCCGCUACAUCAUCUAA